Messenger RNA from Melampsora larici-populina 98AG31, 1359 nucleotides. RefSeq lists its product as uncharacterized. The transcript is spliced from 3 exons. Lineage: Eukaryota; Fungi; Basidiomycota; Pucciniomycetes; Pucciniales; Melampsoraceae. The record is from RefSeq and is a predicted model, not a curated record. The coding region runs from base 1 to 1359 and encodes 452 amino acids.
AUGGCUUACUCAGACUACUCCUCCCGAGGCCGAUCCGCUGUGGAUAGUGACCCAUACGCUUAUCCCUCCCAACGUGCUCCUCCAAGACCUUAUAGAGGUGGUGGCUCAAGUCGAGGUGAACCGACUCCUAAUUAUGCAAGAAGUGCAGCUGGUGAUCCCCCGCCACGAAGGCCUAUCGGGCGGCCGGUCAGACCUGUGGAACGCCCUAUCAGACCCGACGCAGGAUAUGCUAGACCUGAUGCAAGGCCCGCUAGAUCCGAAGCAGGAUACGGCACACCAUCGAGAAGAGUUGGAAGAAGUCGCGAUGAAGAAUACGCAGCCUCAGACUAUGGCGAUAGACGGAGACCUCCGCCUAGUCUUCGUCCGGAAAGACCAGAUUUCCCUAGUCCUCGAAGAAAUCCACCACCACCAAGCCGUCGCGUGAAGCCAGAAUACGACGAUUAUGACGAUUAUGAUCAGCCUACAGAGGAGCCUGAAGUAGAGGCGCCUGAGACUAAUCCAUCUAAAUGGGGUUGGGAGUCGCUUAAAAAGACGGUAUGGGGUGAAGAAAAGCAACAGGCUCAAAAAUCUGCGGAAACCCCCGAAGCUCAGCCGGAUGAUCAGUCAAAUACUAUAUGGGCCAAGCUCGCCACAGUAACAACAACAAUCCAGAAAAGGAUUGUCGGGGUAGACGAAGGCUACGAAAGUGACGCUACCGAUUAUGAUGGUGAUAGUCAUUUGAUCAGGAUCAUGAAAGAAUACUAUGCCAAUAAUGCGGAAUCAGCGAGAGACUUGCCUACCUGGCUUUUCUCCAAAGAAGAAAUCAAUUUUGCAGAUUCAGCAAGGAGACUGGCAAAUAAUCCAGAAAGCGAGCCUAGAGGAACACCUCGUGCCCCACGUGGAGAAGAUAGACCUAGACCUGGAGCACUUGCCGAUAUCUACAAUUCGGUCCCUGAGCCAGCUCAUCAGCGUCAUCAACGUGGCUAUCCAAAAUCACCUAGAAAUAAUACUUCAUUUGACUCUGGAUAUGCUUCUGGACCUAGUCCUCCACCUAAUCGUCGAAAGUAUGGAAGAGAUGAACAAUUUGAAACUCCAGCACCUGUUGGACGGAAUCGACUUGCUAGAAACCCAAUCACACCACCAUCCUCUCAAACAUCUCGAGCUAGACCUCGCGAACGUCGGGUUGACUCCGAUGACUAUGGCGGAGAUCAUGAUGAUUAUAGUGCUCCUCGAAGUCAGAGGGGAGGUAGUGAACGAGAUUACGGAGGUCGGGAAGACGCGUCACCUCCCCGUAGCCGAGCCCGCCCCGCCGCUCGACCAGAACCUUCCUUUUAUGACGAGCCACCUCGAGGAUACCCGCCGCGUGGCUAUAGACGGUGA